Molecule: messenger RNA, 1632 nt
Organism: Symbiodinium pilosum
Lineage: Eukaryota; Dinophyceae; Suessiales; Symbiodiniaceae
Source: the annotation of a GenBank genome assembly
GCCGCAGUUGACAGCCCUGAAGCGUCUCAUGAGGCUCUCCUCUCCCAAGCGCUGCGCACUUGGAACCAACGAGAGCCUGUGCGAGGGCUUGGGGACCCACGACUUUGAUGAUGUGUCAGACCAUGGACCACCUCCCGACGAGGCGGACCCUGAGGACAUGGAGCUGGAUAACAUCUUGCCCCAGUCGGAUGACGAAGGGGACGGCCAUCCGGACCGUUCACUGCCCCAGCGACAGGGAGUUCCUCCUGAUGUUCGUGGAUCCACUUUGGCAGUGGAUGAGUCAAUCAGGAGUCUUCCCAGGGAAGAAUCAUGGCAGAGUGAAGUUCCGACCUCUUUCUGGGCCAGCGAGCCAAAUCCCAAAUGGGAGUCGGCACACCGCACCGUGGAGCUCGCUUUCACCUUGCCGGAGACCAAAAACAAGCUCCAGCAGUUCAGUCGCGAUCCACUUCAGUUCUUCAUCAAGUCCCUGCGUCGGAAGUCGGUGGAGAUCUCAGAGCGUCGGAUGACCGAGGAUGAGAAAAUCGGGUUCAAGCAAGCAAAACACGUGGAGGUAAAAAAGUACCUCACCGCCAAAGCACUGGAAGCGCUCCCUGCGAGCAUGCGUCCUGACCGGUCGCAGGCACUCCGAAUGAGGUGGAUUCUGACAUACAAAACAGAUGAAACCACUGGCGAGAAAAAGCCGAAGGCAAGAGCGGUUUUGUUGGGGUACAUGGACCCGGAGUACUCCAACAGGCCCACCUUUGCGCCGACUAUGACGCGGACCAGCAGACAGUUACUACUACAGCUUUGUGCGUGGCAGGGAAUGACUUGCUGGAAAGGCGACGUAUCGGGGGCCUUUCUUCAGGGAAGGCCCUAUGAGCGGGAGCUCCACGUCAUACCGGUCCCAGAACUUUGUGAAGGACUGGGAUUGCCGCCAGAGUCGGUGUGUCUUCUCCGAAAAGCCUGUUACGGGCUGGUAGAAGCCCCUAUCGAGUGGUUUGAAACGGUGAACACCUUUCUGCACUCCAUAGGUUACAGACAGCUUCGCAGUGACCCGUGCACUUGGAUCUACACCCAGGACGACACCGUGAUCUCGAUCAUCAGUGGCCAUGUGGAUGACUUUUUAUUCACAGGGCGGCAGAACUGUCCCAUCUGGUGUGACCUGCAGAAGAAGAUCCAAGCUCAAUUUGACUGGCAGGUGUGGGAGAAAGAUAACUUCACACAGUGUGGAGUGUCCGUCUCUCGACGUGAAGAUGGGUCGUUUGAUCUCAGCCAGAAAUCAUAUGUCGAGGGCAUUCCAGAAAUCACUAUCUCCCGUGAUCGCAGGAGGCAGAAGCACGAGCCAACCACGGAGGCCGAGAAGAGUCAGCUCAGAGGCUUGCUCGGGGCCCUCAGUUGGCACGUGGGACAAGUGGGCUACAAGUUCAGUGCUCACGUGAGCCUUGGCCUAUCGGCCAGGGCAGCUAUCGAUGCAGAGGACAACUUGUAUCUUCUACGAUACGCUUGGGCGGAGUUCAAUGGCCACCAGGUGGAUGCUUGGCACCCCGAAGAACUUGUUAGCAAAGAGGGCAUGCAAGAGUUGAAAACUCUCAUGUCCAUGCAGCUGUGCACAGAAGUGAUGUCUGGGCACUGCGCAGGCAUUCCGGCCCUGAG